AUGGCUUCCAUAUGUACUUCGACGCGUACCCAAUCCAAAAGCAAAGGCAUUGUCACAGAGAAGUCAAGCAGUCUUGAAGAGACACAGACUCAGUUCAGCCACAAGGCCUCAUGGGACAAUGACUCAAUCCGAGUUUUCCUGCAAUUGAUUGCAAAUGAGAUUGCAAAAGGAAAUCGGCCAUUCCUAGUCCUCAGCCAAGCAGGGUACAAGUCGUUGGCUAGGAAAUUUGAGAAAAAAAUAGGAAGAAAACAUGGCCUCAAACAGUUGAAGAAUAAAUACAUGAGUUUGAAAAAAAAGUGGCAAACGUGGACAAAGUUGAUGGAUUCAAGCAAAGGAGUGUCAGGGAUAGGGUUUGACUGUGACACCGGUAUGUUUCAGGCACCUGAGGAGUGGUGGGACAAGAUGGAAUCGAUAAACAAGGUGUGUGCCAAGUUCAGGAAAACAAAUUUGGAACAUCGUGACUUGAUAGUGACGGUCUUCAUCGAUGCAUCAGCUACUGGUAAGCACCAUUGGAUCCCGGGAGAGAAACUUCCUGAAGAUGCUAAUGACUCAUCUGAUUCUGUGCAUAGUUUGGGAGCCCAGCCAUUUGCUGAUCCGAUACGCGCAGGAGUACAGGACGUGGAUUCAGAUUCAUCACUAGAACCUAUUCCGAUUAAAAAGGGAAGAAGGAAAAAGAUGCCAUCAACAAGUGUUUCAAAGUCGAAGAAGGCAACAAGUGUAGCAUCAGUUAUUGCGGAAAGCAUGAACAAUCUAACAAAUGUGGUGCAUACGAAGAAUCAGCAGGUUACGGUGAGGCACCUCACAAGCAACGAAUCGCUGUACACUAUUUCAGAGUGCAUGCAUCGCUUGACGACUAUUCCAUCCCUGAUUGGUACACCGCUAUUUCAUUUCGCCUCGACACUUGUGGACAACGCAGAUUACCGGGAGGUGAUGAUGUGUCAGCCUGAUGACGACCACAUCAUAGGGUGGCUUACACAAAAGCAGCUCCAGUGUACUGCGUCGGCGCCGUUUGUGAACCUGUUUGGGUUUCGUCGGAUGUGA
This is a messenger RNA of Camellia sinensis, 1041 nucleotides long. Lineage: Eukaryota; Viridiplantae; Streptophyta; Magnoliopsida; Ericales; Theaceae. The record is from RefSeq and is a predicted model, not a curated record.